Messenger RNA from Toxorhynchites rutilus septentrionalis, 4476 nucleotides. RefSeq lists its product as uncharacterized. Lineage: Eukaryota; Metazoa; Arthropoda; Insecta; Diptera; Culicidae. Bases 3039 to 4307 code for a protein of 422 amino acids. The record is from RefSeq and is a predicted model, not a curated record. The transcript is spliced from 2 exons.
UUGAACCCUAGACACAACCAGCCCAUCGUCAGCAUAAUCGCGUAUCGCAUGAGAAGCGAUAUGAGCCGCCGCAGAUAAACAAACAUCAUUUCUGCUGAGUGGACAACCACCGCGGGACUGUCAUCAGUUAGUUUACAUAUAGCCUGGAGAGAUGAAAUAAAAGAGUCUUAACUUCAUCACCGACAAGUGCAGUCGAACUUUUAUUUUUAAAAAGAAAACCCUAGAAAAUAUUUAACUGGCGCCCGAAUAGGGACCUCGCCAGUGUGGGAAGAGUAUAAAGUUUUGUGUUGUGAAUUCGUAAAAAAGUGAAGAAAUCAAAUUCAACAAUUAGGUUCAACGAGCCUUCAUCACGAAACCGAAGCGGAACCAGGACACCGAGUUUGUUAAACUCAAUCGCUAUUAGGACCCCGAGUAGCAGCCCAUCAAGGACGGCAAAAGGAUUUACCCCGACAUAGCUGCCUGGUUUUCCCCCCACCAAGCGAGGUUAGCGAGGAAUCAACACAAAAAGUCCAACUCUUGUUUCGACAUGUUGGCAUUUAUACUGUUACUGACGCAAAUCUCUGGACCUGUCAUGCCACAAACGAUUUCGGUACAUAAGGCAGACAACCUACCUCUUUUCAUAUACGACAAAGGAUACGGCCGAAUACAAAUCAACUAUCAUUACUACAUCCAUCAUUUUAAAUUAGAGCCGUUCAAAGUUCACGUAAAAGAUCUAAAGUCGAAAUUCAUUGAAAUAGAAGCAAAUCAGUUUACUAAUCUUAUACUAGAUAAAUUCAAUGAGUUAGAUACAAACAUAAAAAACAGGGAGUGGGUUAUAUCUAUGGUAUAACCGCAAUGGUGACGUAGGACUAUCGUUGAUUUAGUGUUGUUGAAUCUGAAUCCAUUCUGAAUGAAUGAAUACAUGAAUAUUUGGGGGACUUCGAAAACGAGAGCGUUACGUUGGAGGUACAAGGUUUUAUGCAUCCAAUAUUGGAUACGAAAAUAUCCUACUGAUGGGGAAGAAUAAACUUCAGAAGCUUCCCUGCUAACUACACUUGAUUGAAAAAUCACAGAACCAAAUGUAUUUGGUCGCAUUGUUAUAUGGUUAGAAAACAUUAAAAUAAACUCUUUCGCUUGCAUGUUAUUUUCAAUGCCAAGGGAAACUGGCAAAUUAUUUUGCAGCAGCGGUAUCUUACCGGAUUCUUCCCGAAGUCCACCACCAGUGGGUAAUGCUAACUCGAUAACCCCCUGUUAAUUGCACUCGAUUGAAAAAUCACAAAACCAAAUGUAUUUGGUCGCAGUAUUAUAUGGACAGAAAACGACAGAAAAAAUAAACUCUUUCGCUUGAAUGUAAUUUUCAAUUCCAAGGGGAACUGGCAGAUUAUUUUGCAGCAACGAUCACUUCUUUCCGGAUUCUUCUCGAUAAUCAGCAAACGUAAAGAGUUGCGCGCGCGUGUGUGUGUGUGUGUGUGGCGGUUGCUCCGAUGUCUCAAGCGGAACCAAUUUUCGAUGCUGGUAUUCUCUCGGUCGUCUUCUCUUCUUCUGAUGGAUCGGCUUUUCUGCGCUCCGUCACAGUCCCAAAGAAACUAAAUGCGUUUCAGGUUAGGUCAGGCCAGGUAAUGAAUCCCUUGAUCCCUCACCAUCCAGCUCGUCCAGCUCGUUCAACUCGUUCAGUAACGAUGUUGUCUUGUCGAUGUCCUCACGAAAAAUGAAUGCGUUUCAUGGAUAUAAUGGUUUUGUAUUAUAGAGACCUUAAACUUUUCAGUUCAUUCGUCUCUAGCCUUGAGAAAAGCCCUUGGAACUCUACUCUAACUCCUGCAUUACACCUCCACCCUCAUUGCCUUGAGAAAGGCACUCGAUCCCUCGCCGUCCACAGCUCGUCCAGCAACAAUGUUGUCCAGUCGGUGUCCACACAAAGAAUGGUGCGUUUCACCACCAGAAUAUCGCUUAAGUAUGCUUUUUGUCCGUGACUGAAUCGAAAGAAGGUGUGGUUUACGAUGGCAAUUUGGAAGGCAAACCAGAGGCGAAUGAACUCUCUGAGUUUGAAACUUUCGGCGACUGAUCAAUAAUCGAUUGAGAAUUAUGUUUUUCGCGAUGUGAAACAUUUUCCGUUGCGCGCGCAUCCAAUAUUGGAAACGAACAUAUCCUACUGGUGGGGAAGAAUAAUGUUCAGAAGCUUUUCUGCUGAUUGCAUUUGAUUGAAAAAUCACAAAACCAAAUGUAUUUGGUCGCUGCGUUAUAUGUUAGAAAACAUUAAAAAAAAAACUCUCUUGCAUGAAUGUAUUUUUCAAUUCCCAGGGGAACUGGCAAUUAUUUUUCAGCAACGAUUAGUCUUUCCAGAUUUUCCUCGAUACUCGAAGCCCACCAGUGGUUAAUGCUAACUCGAUAACCACCUGUUAAUAGCACUUGAUUGAAAAAUCACAAAACCAAAUGUAUUUGGUCGCUGUGUUAUAUGACUAGAAAACAUUAAAAUAAACUCUUUCACAUGAAUGUAUUUUUCAGUUCCCAGGGGAACUGGCAGAUUAUUUUUCAGCAACGAUUGAAUCUUUCCGGAAUUUUCUCGAUGCUGAAUAGCACCCAAACGAAGAGUUCCGCGCGUGUAUGUGUGUGUGUGUGGCGGCUGCUCCGAUCUCUUCCCGGGGAACCGUUUGUGGCAUCACUCUCCUCCUGAUGGAUUCUCUUCUGGCCUAAGGUGCACAAACAGGCUCUUGGUGACACCGUUCAUCCGCGCUUUCAUGAUAAACGAAGAGCUUCACCACAACAGCGAUAACAUGCUCCAAUCGCUGUUCAAUUAUAACUGAGUGGGUUCACGAGCGGCGCUCGCUUAUAUACCGAUUGGUGAUUUCAAUAGUCUGUUUUGAAAGCAAUUUUAAGGCUAUUGAAACAAGUUUUUGGAUGAAAAAGUAACAAGUAUAUAACGCGUAGACAUUUUAUCUUUCGAAUGAAGUGUGUAUCAUACCAUUUCGUUCAGUUGUUUAAGAGCUAUUAACGCCCAAAAUCUCGGUGUCCGGCGUAACGCUUUCGUUUUCGAAACUUUGAUUUUACACCCCGGUAUAGAAAUGAAAGACGUAGUCCUACGUCAAAAUCUUUUGCCAAUAAAGAGAAGAAAACGAUGGAAUCAAUUAGGAACAGCAUGGAAAUACCUAGCAGGAAGCCCCGAUGCUAACGAUCUCAAGAUUAUCAAUAGUUCUAUCAACGGCCUUAUCAACAAUAACAAUGAGCAGGUUAGAAUCAACAGAGAAAUUUCACUACAAAUGAAAGAAGCCGUGUUUAAAACAAAAGAAUCUAUUCAACUGCUUAAUCUUGAGUCAUCUGAAUUGUAUUCUGUAAACAUACUCUUGAACUUAAAAUUCCUGAAUGACAAAUUAAAUCAAAUUAUACAAACAAUAACGCUAGCAAAAGUAGGGAUGCUUAAUGAACAAGUACUGAGCCAGAAUGAAAUAGAGUUAAUUAUUGAAGAUCUAAGUAAAGAAAAUGUAACUGUUUGGAACACCGCUGAAGCAUUAACUUAUGUCACUACAUCUAUUGUAACCAACGAACAUGAAAUAGCACUUUUACUCAAACUACCAAAGCUAGACCCGAGAAUCUUCAGAAAAAUCUUCAUUCUACCAACAUGGUUCAAUCGUCAACAAAUCCACAUCUCCAACCAUAAUUAUCUUAAUCAUGAAGACCAGUACUAUAUUGUGAGCAGCCUGCAGCCAAGAAUUUUCGAUGCCAAAGACAUUACACCUGACUCAACAGUAUGCGUACCAUACCUGCUUAACGGAAAACCAGCAAAAUGCGAUUAUCUAGCCAACCCAGCGGAAGAAAUCAUUUCAAUUGACAGUCAACAUCUCAUCACGAAUGUGUUAGACAAUUUCACCCUGCACACCAACUGUGGCUUAUCCGAGAGGAACCUGUCGGGUACUUACCUGAUUUCAUUCAACAACUGUGAGGUAACAGUUAACAACCAAACGUUUUCAAACUAUAACCGGAACAUAACUGGAGAACCUAUUCAUUUGCCGAUGUAUGGCAUACCUAUAGAAAAACAACGUAUUGUUGUUAAUCUGAGCUUACAUCAUUUGCAUAAUCUGCACCUAGAGACAAGAAAAGAGAUGGAAGAAAUCCGUUUAAACGCCACUAGUAUACAAUGGCCACAUUGGACAAUUUUUGGAGGACUAUCAUUUACUCCCAUUGUCAUAAGCAUUAUUUUCUUUUUGUUCAUUUCCCGCCAUAGAAGAUCAGAAGUCAAAAUCCAGAUGAAUCACCAAAAGCAGGCCCCAGAUGAAGCAAAGAGAUUCCAAAUAUUACCAUUAAGUGAAAUUCUUCGUAUGGAACCUCACACUUAAAGGGGGAGAAGUUAACGAUUGAACCCUAGACACAACCAGCCCAUCGUCAGCAUAAUCGCGUAUCGCAUGAGAAGCGAUAUGAGCCGCCGCAGAUAAACAAACAUCAUUUCUGCUGAGUGGACAACCACCGCGGGACUGUCAUCAGUUAGUUUACAUAUAGCCUGGAGAG